AUGGCUGUUAAAAGUGCUGUAGGCCUCAAUAAUAAGAUAUUUAUGAGAAAUUAUGCUGCUGAUAGAAUGGGACAUAAGAUUGAUGGGAAGAUCGAUGAUAUAUCAGAUAUGGAGUAUAAUAGAAUUUCUAAUGAUUAUUUAGAAGAUUUAGGAGACGAAUUGGAUUUAAUUUCAGAAGAUCAUACUGAUAUGGAUUUCGAUUUAUCACAAGGGGUUUUGACUUUAAAUACAAAGAAUGGUACUUAUGUUAUCAAUAGACAACCCCCAAAUAAGCAAAUUUGGUUGAGUUCACCCAUAAGUGGACCAAACAGAUAUGACCUCAUCAAUGGGAAAUGGGCAUCGUUGAGAGAUAAUGGUAGAUUGACUGAUUUGUUAUCUCAUGAAUUAUCCCAAACUUAUAAUGAUACCAUUGAAUUGCAAUUAGAAAAUUAA
Yamadazyma jaroonii is the source of this 432-nucleotide messenger RNA. Lineage: Eukaryota; Fungi; Ascomycota; Pichiomycetes; Serinales; Debaryomycetaceae. The record is from the annotation of a GenBank genome assembly.